CCUACUGUGGUGUUUGUCACACUAACACUAACUAAUGAGUUCUUCCGAGGAUGAGGGCGAGGGGAAGCCUCUCCUAAGUUCUGCGGCUCAUCAGCGAGAAGAGCUUAGCGAUGACGACGAGCUGUGGCUGCUGGACUCUAGACCAAAUGUACGCGGCGUCACACAGCGGCGAAGACCGGGACUGGCGAGAUUAGCAAUGCAGUCGUACGACGCCGCGAACGAGCUCGUCCAGAUGGAGGUCCGAGACCAUGAAUCCGCCAGCAGUGCAACCAGACGUCGCAGUGCGGCCGCCCAUCCAGGAAGGACGGCCUCGACUCGCAGCGCUAAAAGCGAAUCGUUCGUGAGCAGCUUUGAUGAUAAAUCGAAGUCAGUCUAUUCGUCCCUACCGGAGCGACAUUCGGCCACCAGUGGACGUUUGCUUACGCUCAUCGCAUCUACAGGGACGGCACUACAAAGUGAAUGCUCCACUCAAAUUCGCAACAUGGCGCCGGGGUUUACAUAUUCGGAUAUGAUACAACACUUACUGGUGAGUGGUGAGACGCUCGUCACGUCUCAAGGAAAGCAUCUCGUCUACUCCAGGAUUGUACUGCACAACGAGAAGGGAGAAGAGUACCGGCAUCUUCCGAGGGGGCAGGCCGUGCUCACCAACAAGCGCUUGCUGUUUUUGUCUUGCGAGCACAUGAAGAAAGCGACUCUUGAGGAGACCGUUGGUGUGCAUUCACCGCGGUACGUGUUACUUGCGAAGGAGGGCGACGCCACUGUCUACGUUCCUGUUCCUCUCGCGUCUCUGAAGGCUGUCGAGUUAGUCUCGUUCACGGUAUCGGCCCAUGCCGCAGAGAUAGCACAAAUGCCGGCGUGCUGUAGUGGUAUAUUUUGCUGCUUUCAAGCAUGUUUCCCUGGUAUUGCUUCCAGUUGGAAGAGUGGAAACAUCGCUCGCGAGAGACACGUUCAACGAAUCAUUCGCAUUGGUUUACUGAUGCCGCCUUGGGGAGAGAGAACAACGGCCGAGUUGCACUUACAUCCGGCGUUCUCUGUGGCACUUGCCACCGAGUUUCUUACUGCUUUACAGAAGCAUGCAAUGGGGAUUCAGACAUAAAUGCUAUCCAUGUGAACUCAAUAUUGCCGGCCUAGCUGUUUAUUUCUGCUCAUGAAAUUGUCAUAUUUUGAACGGUAGUUCGUCGCGAUUUCUUCUCACAUUUUAGAAUUUUUGUCGCAUCUAAUUGAUGCUGUUUGGAUGGUUUAAUUCUUAGAGCAAAGUUAA
Messenger RNA from Corticium candelabrum, 1261 nucleotides. RefSeq lists its product as uncharacterized. The transcript is spliced from 5 exons. Bases 35 to 1096 code for a protein of 353 amino acids. The record is from RefSeq and is a predicted model, not a curated record. Lineage: Eukaryota; Metazoa; Porifera; Homoscleromorpha; Homosclerophorida; Plakinidae.